Emiliania huxleyi CCMP1516 is the source of this 2580-nucleotide messenger RNA. RefSeq lists its product as hypothetical. The transcript is spliced from 16 exons. Gene Ontology annotation, cellular component: intracellular anatomical structure. The record is from RefSeq and is a predicted model, not a curated record. Bases 1 to 2580 code for a protein of 859 amino acids. Gene Ontology annotation, molecular function: RNA binding. NCBI's taxonomy places the organism in Eukaryota, Haptophyta, Isochrysidales, Noelaerhabdaceae.
AUGAGCGGCUUCUGUGCGGCGCACGGCGUCGAGCCCACCUACGACGUUCGUCCGAUGGGCACCGCCCGCAGGCCUCGGCACGUCUGCACGCUGCACCUGCCGCUGCCGCCUCCACUCGCGGACGCGUUCGGCUACACGAAGCUGGUUCGGACGGGCGCGCUCGCGACGCGGAAGCGCGCGGCGGCGCCGGUUGGCCGCGCCGAGCCUCGCGCCUCCCUCGCCACGCUGCGCCUGCUCUCGCGCACGCUGUCCGUCUCGCGCAACAAGGUGCUCUCCAAGCACUCGGGGCCGGUGCUGCAAGCGGUGGCGGAGGUGCAGACUGCCGCCGCCGCCGUUUUGGCGGAAUGCGCCGAGCAGAAGCAGCAGCGGCAGCAGCAGAAGCAGCAGCGGCAGCAGCAGCAGCAGCAGCAGCAGCAGCAGCAGCAGCAGCAGCAGCAGCAGCAGCGGCGGCGGCGGCAGCGGCAGCAGCGGCAGCGGCAGCCGCAGCCCCAGCCCCAGCCGCAGCAGCAGCAGCAGCAGCAGCAGCAGCGGCAGCCGCAGCAGCAGUCUGGAUGUCUGCUGCUGCCGGAGGCGUCGCCGGCGCGCGUCGGCGUCGAGCAGACGGUGAUCUUGAGUGGCGGGACCGGAACCGGCAAGACGAUUCGCGUGCCUCAGAUGAUCGCCGAUGCGGCGGAGGAGGCGGCCGCGCUGUCUGCCGCUGGUAUGCGGCUGGCGCGGGACCCGAGCCUGGCGGGAGUGACGCAUCUGGUGGUGGACGAGGAGUCACUCAUCUGGUGGUGGGCGAGGCUGCUCCUCAUGUCGGCGACUCUCGACGCGGCCGCAUGGGCGCGCUACUUCGACGCGCCUCCCUCCGCCCUGCUCGCGCUGCCGCCCGCCGGCGAUCUCGUCACCGGCGAGUGGGACGACGGCUCCGGGAGGGCGGCGGAGGGCUCCGGGAUGGCGGCAGAUGGCUUUGAGAUGGCGGCAGAUGGCUUUGAGAUGGCGGCAGAUGGCUUUGAGAUGGCGGCAGACGGCUUUGAGAUGGCGGGGAGGAUCGAGACGGGCGCCAAAAGGGCCGGCGGUCUCGGCUGCAGCGCGGGGUGGCAGGCAGGGCACGGGCUGUCCGCGCUUGCCCGCGCCGUGGCGGAGGAAGAGCGAGUCAGCUACUGCCUUGCCGGCGGCGCAGACGAGUUCGCAGAGGAGGGGCGCGCAGGCAAGGGUGGCGCCGGUGGCGACCGGGCGGGGGACGGGGAGGGGAGGGGCGCGGCGGCUGGCGAGGCGGCGGAGGGGCAUCAGCUGGACGUCGCGCUCUGCCGCCUCGCCGCUGCUCUCAUCCAACGCCUCUGCAGCGACGCCGCCGGCAGCUGCAACAGCGGCGGGGACGGCGGCGGCGGUGGCGGCGGCGGCGGGCCGGUUGGGCGCGGCGCGAUCCUCUGCUUUCUUCCUGGGUGGGCGGAGCUGCGCCGCGUCUCUUCUCUGCUUGCGGGGGCGGCGGGUGGAGGCGGCGAGGGCGGGGGGGGGCGCCUCACGCCGCCUCCGAUGCGGGUACACCUGCUACACUCCUCAGUACCGCUCGCCUCGCAACGCGCCGCGCUCGAGCAAUCUACGGCGGGCGGUCCGCGCAAGGUUGUCCUCGCGACGUCGAUCGCCGAGACGUCGAUCACGAUCCCAGACGCCUCGAUCGUGAUCGACGCCGGCCGCACGAGAGUGUCCGCGUGGGACGCGGCCUCGCGCGUCUCUGCUCUGCGCACCGAGCUGGCGUCGGCCGACGCGGCGGCGCAGAGGGCGGGGCGGGUUGGCCGUGUCGGGCCUGGGACAGUGUACCGGCUCUACUCGCGCGCGGCCGCGGCCCGGAGGGCUGCGGCGGCGGAGCCGGAGAUUGUCCGCUCGAACCUCGACGGGCUCUUCCUGCAGGCAGAGGAGAUGGCGGCCGGAGGAUCCGCCGCCGCGCUGCUGGCGGCGACGCCGGACCCGCCCCCCGCCGCCGCCGUGGCGCUCGCAGGGCGGCGCUUGCUGGCGCUGGGCGCGGCCUUCGGCUCUGCGGGGGCCCUGCUGAUGAGGAGGUACCGGUGGACCGGCGUGGCCUUCGGCUCGGCGGCGCUGCCGGGCAGGGGCGGAUACUGCACGGCCGGGCUGGGCGACGUCGCGGCUCGCGAUUGGCCCAUCGCCCCCUCCCAGCCCGACGCGGACGCCGACGGAGUGUGGCUCGCGUUUGCACGCCUGGUGGACUCUCGGCAGCCGGCGAGCGACGGCGCCGCGGCGCUGCCGGCGCUGGUUGGGACUGCCGCUGUGGCGCCGCUGCCGCUGGUCCUGUUCGGCGGCGAGCGGCUCGCGCCGAUGCCGCUGCUGCACGCCGCGCUCCUGGACGACUGGAUUUGCGCGAGCGACCGCCACGGCGGAGAAGCAGUCGCCGCCGUCGCCGCCGCGCGGCCCGGCAUUGCAGCCGCCCUCGAGCGCUCUGCCGCCGACCCGGCCGCAGCGGCUUCGUUUGCAGCGUGGAUGUGGUUCAAGCUCGUGCUGUGGGCAGCUACGAGCGCGAGCAAUGCGUCGGUGCUGCCAGCAUUCGAGAUCACUGCGGACAGCUUUCGCGGUUCAAUGUGA